Erpetoichthys calabaricus (reedfish) is the source of this 2749-nucleotide messenger RNA. It is a transcript of the gene clasrp, whose product is annotated as CLK4-associating serine/arginine rich protein. The transcript is spliced from 21 exons. Lineage: Eukaryota; Metazoa; Chordata; Cladistia; Polypteriformes; Polypteridae. The coding region runs from base 251 to 2248 and encodes 665 amino acids. The record is from RefSeq and is a predicted model, not a curated record.
GGUAGGGAAAGGGAGGGGGGGAAGGAAGCCGUUCAGGUUCCAGAAGACAGCGGAGUGGAGUGCGAGAAAAUAAAAGCAGGGAGCGUCGAGAGAAGGCGGCCCGCGAGUGCACGGGCCGAACUGUGGACUUCAUUGACGUGCUUAGCGCGAGGAAAAAAGAAGAAGGAGGACCCCCUUGGGCGUUUCAUGCUUGUGUGCGAGUGGACGGUAGAGUGUUAAUGGAGAAGGGGCGUAUAGGCGCCAUGAGUGAAUGAUGGAAACAGCACCUCGGAGAUCCACGGGUCGUGCUCGUCGUGGAGGCGGUGGCGUCGGAAUGUCUUGCGGUGCCAGGAUGUGGCAUGAAGCCCGGAAGCAUGAGCGCAAGCUCCGUGGAAUGAUGGUGGACUACAAGAGAAGAGCAGAGCGUCGCCGGGAGUACUAUGAAAAGAUCAAAAAAGACCCUGCUCAGUUUCUGCAGGUCCAUGGCCGAGCUUACAAGAUCCACCUGGACCCUGCUGUGGCCAUGGCUGCAGAAAGUCCAGUAAAUAUGAUGCCAUGGCAAGGUGAUGCAAACAAUAUGAUUGACAGAUUUGAUGUACGUGCUCAUCUUGACUACAUUCCAGCCUAUAAUCCACCUCUUCUAACUACAAUAACUCCAGAGCAGGAGGCUGAUGAAAGAAAGUGUAACUAUGAGCGAUACAGAGGACUGGUACAGAAUGACUUUGCAAGCAUUUCAGAGGAGCAGUGUCUGUAUCAAAUAUACAUUGAUGAGCUUUAUGGUGGCCUUCAGAAAAGUGGUGAAGAAGAAAAGAAAAAGUUAGCAGAAAAGAAAGUGUCUAUUGGCUACACCUAUGAAGAUAGUACUGUGGCUGAUGUGGAGAGUGCAUCAGAGAAAGGAGAAGAUUCGGAUUCUGAGAGCAGCGAAUCUGAAGAUGAACUCAUUCCUGAUAUUGAUGUGGAAGUGGAUGUGGAUGAGCUGAACCAGGAACAGAUUUUAGAAGUCAACAAGCUAGCAACCUCCUAUGGCAUGGCAGAAGGUGAUUUUGUCAGAAUGUUGCGUAAAGACAAAGAGGAGGCCGAAGCAAUCAAACAUGCGAAAGCUUUGGAAGAGGAAAAGGCCAUGUAUUCGGGCCGACGCUCACGCCGGCAGAGAAGAGAGUUUCGUGAGAAACGUCUCAAAGGUCGUCAGAUUAGUCCUCCAAGCUAUGCAAGGAGAGACAGCCCAACUUAUGAUCCCUAUAAAAGGUCACAAUCUGAAUCGAGCUCAGAAUCACGCUCAAGAUCACAUUCAAACAGCCCAAAUCAGGAGGAGAAGAUCACAUUUAUCACUAGCUUUGGCGGAAGUGAUGAUGAGGGGGGCCAACAUACAGCCUCUGGGAGAACCCCAUCUUCCAAAAACUCUAGCGCACCAGCGCCAUCUGCUGCCACAGGUCAUAGCAGCUCCUCCCGGAGACGAGCUACAUCUUCCUCUGCUUCAUCCUCAUCAUCAUCGUCUUCAUCUCGGUCAAGGUCCCGCUCUAGUUCACGGUCACGAAGGAGUCAUCGUCGAAAUAGCCGACGUUCUAGAUCACGUUCCCGUACUUGGCGCCAUUCUCGUUCUCGCAGCAGGGGAAGACGCUAUUCAGUUGGAGGCAACUCCCGAGAUGGCCGUCGUAGAUCCCGCUCUCGUUCUAAUGACAGAGGACGUCAUUACUCUUCACGUAGACGAAGCAGGUCUAGAACCCGAUCACGAUCAAUAGAUCGGUAUCGCAGAGGAGGCCGUGGUGGGGCCCGUCGUCGAAGCAGCAGUAGGAGUGGGAGUGUAUCCCCCUGCCGAAGCCGUUCCUCCUCUCCCUCAGACAGGGACAAGGAGCGGGACAGGGCCAGGCCCCCUGCAGCUUCUCAGAACCUUGGGGACAAACUGAGAAAGCCUGAAAAUGCUGGUGGUAAAGAAACUGGAGCUGCCAAACCAAAGCUCACACCCCAAGAGAAACUGAAGCUAAGAAUGCAGAAGGCGCUUAAUAAACAGUUCAAAGCUGACAAGAAAGCUGCUCACGAGAAGUUACAGCAACAGGAGCACGAGAGACAGGAACGUGAAGAUGAACUCCGUGCCAUGGCUCGCAAGAUCAGAAUGAAAGAAAGAGAAAGGCGGGAGAAAGAGAGAGAAGAAUGGGAGAGACAGUUUGGUCGCCAAUCACGGUCUCCUUCCCCAAAGUACAGCAGCCGAGAGCACACAGCUUCAAGAAGGCGGUCACGUUCUCGUUCCAGAAGUCCUCAUUAUCGCUACUAAACUGCCAUGAACUGGUCCAGAAAACUGUACAAAAAGAACUUGCUGACAUGAGGAAGAUUCUGAUGUUAACAUUUUUCAAUCUAAUGAUUCACUGUAGUGUUGUAUAUAUGAUGUUGAACAAUGUUUUGGAUACCCAUGCCACAAAUUUCAUGCUGUAAAUACCAUUUGGAAUAAACUGCUCCCUUUCAAGACCACCAUUGGUGGACAGCUGCUUUAAAUUUUUAUGACAAUUUUGACUAAUAUCUUUUGAUGUGCACUACAAGCUUAAUGUUUUCAGGUCAACCAAUCCAUCAGUAACUCCUGACCUCCUUUCCUUUAUGCCAGUCUAAGCAGCUUGUGUAUAUCUUUAUUAAUAUAAAUUGUCAUUUUUGUAUUUGCUCUAACUGAAGAUUUAUCUUUGGUACACUUAGAAAAGCUUUACUUUCUGGAAGUGUUGAGCUGUUUCUUGCUUUGUAACAUCUCCAUCCUAAAUGUGACAUUUUGUAAUAAAAUGUAAGAAAA